ACGAGAGGGCAUAAGCUCAUUCACCUUUUUUAGCUCAAGCCAGUUUCCCAGCUUCGAGUGCUGUGGAAAUGGUCAACUCGAAGAAAGACUGCCAGUAAUAUGGUGACCGUUCAAGAUCAUGCCUAAAAGAUGACAAGACGUAGCGACAGUCGCACCAGGCGUGGUCGAUCUAACAGCUCUUCACCAACAGGCCCCAGACAAACCAAAUCCAGACGCAGAAAUGCCAAUCAGACAUCUGAAAGCCCAGCCCCUGUUCCUGAGGAGUCUUCCAUUCAGGAGAACAACACUGAAGUAGAAACAAAAGGCAAAGACGAACAGAUGGAGCAGACGGCCAAACGCCAAAGUCAGAGGAAUGCUGGCAAAGAGUCUGAGGCAAAGAAGCCAACUCCUGCAGCAAGUCUUAAAAGUACACGCACACCUCGGGCUGGGAAGAAAGUUGGUAUGGAGCUUGAUCAGGAGGCAGCCUCUGAAAUGGCGAAGCCCUCGUCUUCUGUGUCACUGGCCACCAGCUUGCCCGUCACCCCAAGCAACAUGCCCAAACCAGAGCCUGUGGAUACUCCUGGGGAUUCAGGUAUCGAGAAGUCUCCAACUGAGCUGCAGGUUGUUAGAGCAAUAGCCAAGCCUCCCAAAAAACGUAAAGCAAAUGAUAUUGAGCCUGAACUUGUGGUGUCACCUCCACCAAAACGACCUGCUAUUGACUUAAAUGAAUGGAAGAAUCAACGUGUUCUUGCUAAAAGGGAGACUGUUUUCCAGCCUGGUGUUGUGAAGCAGAUUCGUCAGAAUCGACACAUUGGAAUCUGCUUUGAUGAUAAGACUGUAAUCUAUUACAACGACAUCUUGAAUGCCCCAUUGUGUGACAUCAUAUCAGACAACUCCCCGAUGGGGAUGCUGGUUUCCAUAGGAACUAAAGUGUGUGUGAGAAUCAGUUCUGAAGAAAAUGUUUUCUAUGAAGGUUUUGUGAUGGAGAAGAAAAAUGCACCUGUUAUGUAUAAAAUACACUUGGACAACAAACCCGAAAACAAGCCUGAAGACUGCUGGGUGACUCGGGCCAACAUCCGGCUCCUCCAGCCUCCAUGGUAUGAGGAUAUGGAGGACAACUUCUCCGAGCCGGAGCACAUGUAUCAGCCCAUCCCUGGUGGAGGAGUCUAUAGAAUAGAGAGGCCUGCAUCAAGCGUUGCUAGUAUAGCAAGCUUUGAUAAAAAUGACUCGUCUGAAGAUGAAAUGACAGCAGAGAAUCUGAGCUUUGACUCUUCUGGAAUGAGUACACCUAGAUCAGGCAGUGCAACACCAGGUGCUCGUUCACAGAAUGGACGUGAACGCAACAAGCAGCCUCCUAAAAAACGUGAAUCUGCACGCAGUCGGAGUGCCCAAUCCACAGAGAGUAGUCGGUCGAGUACUCCUCGAUCUCCCCUGACAACAAAAUACAAGAAAGGGGAUGUUGUGUCCACUCCUAAUGGAAUACGGAAAAAAUUCAAUGGAAAGCAAUGGAGAAGGUUGUGCUCUAAAGAAGGGUGUACAAAAGAGUCUCAGAGGCGAGGUUUUUGUUCAAGACAUUUAUCACUGAAAGGCAAGAGUCUUCGUCAAGCUCCAACUUUCCCUGGGUGUCGGAAAGGGGAGAUGAAAGAAGGCCAGAUUCAGUGGACAGACCAAUCAAGAGAAGGUGAAACUGAACAUGACAGACUGCUACAGCAUCAGUUUGAUAUGGAUGAGAAGGAGGCAGCCAAUAUGUUAGUCUCAUUGGGCAACUCUCGGUCAACGACACCAGCCUUCUCUCCGACACCGCAGACACCCAUCUCGCCACGUCUGUCAGCCCAAUCACCCCCAGGUUCCGCCAUCUACAGAAGUGGGUCAACAUCAUUCACCCCCAUCUCCCCGCACACCAACCCCCAGAACCCUGGCUUCAUUACCUCGCCCUCCCGAUCAUGGAGUGCUGGCACCUCCAAGUCCAGCACCUCGUCCGAACAUGUAUCCCCAGUCACACCAAGAUUUCCUCCAUCUUCAGGUGGCCCAUCUGCCUUCCAGCCGAAGAUUAAUGUCAUUGACCCUAAUGUCUUGCCCAAACCCAGGAGUUUGUCCAUUGCUACUCGACAGGACUCCAUUGUGAGUGAAGAUUCGGGAAUUGAAAUUCAGCCACCAAAGACACCAGAUCAACAUUCUUCACAUUCUGCACAUACAAGACAGAAUUUGUAUCCAACCGGUGCAUGUUCGAUUCUCACUUCGACAAUUCAGCAGCGUCUUGCUGCCCACAAUGCUGAGAUGGCCAGGGAAACGGCAUUUGUGACAGUGUCUCAGCAACAGGCACAUGCAGGGAGGGAACAGAGAGCAUAUUCUGAGACUGGGGUGAGGAACUAUUCUGGCAUGGUUUCAGGAAAGAGUCACUCCAUGGACCAUGUGGCUGAUAGACAUGUUGCCAUAUUGCCUGAUCAUAUCAAUGGUGGGAGACUACCUCGACCCUCGCACCAGGAAUAUGAACAACAGUUGCAUCAUGGGAUGCAGGAACGUGCCCACGAUGCACAUUCUAACGUUCCGAUGGAGCUGACCAGUCGGGCGAGUGUAAGUGUAUCCCAUAACACUCUUUCCCAGAAUACAGUUGUCAGCCAAGCACAUACCACCUUGCAACAACAGCUACACCAAGCUACACCAAAUGCUGGUCAACAGCAGGGGUCAAGUUACCCCGCUGGAGCCGUGCACCCAACAGCAUCCACGCUGUUGCCAGUGUUACCAGUGAAUGACCACCCGAGGGAAGCCGCCCCAGCAGAGAGAACCAAUCACAUGAGGGAAGACCAUUCAGAACCGUCUCGGAAUGAGAUCCGUGUAUAUCCUUGGCAUUCACUGGUUCCCUUUCUGACCAAUACGGGACCAGCUGUUCCAGCAACCCCCCCAAAUGGAGCAAGUCACCCGCCCCCACAGCCAGCCACCCCACCCCCUGUUGUUAGCAAACAGGAACCUCCUCAAACGACUCCAGGAGUGGUGGAAACAUCUUUCAAGGUGGAUGAUGACAUAGAUGAGGAUGAUGACGAUGUUUUUGAACCUGCACCAAUUGAUUCACCCAAAAAGUUGAAUGCCAGGUCCCCAACCAAGAGACGUACUCAGUCCCUGAGUGCUCUGAAGGACAAGGAGGAGCCGCGCAGCCCACGCAAGUCCCGGGACAAGGACCACAUCCGCCGUCCCAUGAACGCUUUCAUGAUCUUCAGCAAGCGGCAUCGAGCUCUGGUUCAUCAGCGCCAUCCUAACCAGGACAACCGCACAGUCAGCAAGAUCCUUGGGGAGUGGUGGUAUGCCCUCGGGCCCAAGGAGAAGCAGAAAUAUCAUGAUCUGGCAUCACAGGUGAAAGAGGCCCACUUCAAGGCGCAUCCAGAUUGGAAGUGGUGUUCCAAGGACAGAAAGCGGUCUAGCACAAUUGCAGCGACCUUGAAACAAAGGGGAGGUAACCGACGUCUGAGUUCAACUGAUGACCUCUCUGAAGCAGUUGGAGACAUAGAUGACAAGUUGGACCCUGAGGUGCUGGACCUGGAGGAGCGUGAGGUGGUCACCAGCCUUGAACCUGAGUCCUCCAUGCCCCUGUCCCAGGCGGCUAUCAGUGGCAUCAUGAAGCAGCGAUCUCUCAGCUUCUCCGCUGUGCCGCAAGAGGAGGUGCGCGGCUUCCUGCCACCCACCUGCAAGUCCUAUCAACAGCCCGAGGGCCUGGCAGUGGAAUCUGGAGGCAUCUCAGUGGGCAGACCCCAUCAGUUGUAUCAGCAACCUGGCUCUUCUAACAACCCCCCUCGCACCACUGUGGCAUUCCAUGAUGCCCCACCCCCACACACACCUCAGCCGUCGCAGAUGUCCCAGCAGCAUUACAACUUCACGCAGGAGCAGGUGCGGCAGUUUCACCGCAGCCUCGGUUCAAAGGGUGAUGAUGAUGACAGUGAUGAUGAGAAGAUGGUUAUAUGCGAGGAUGAAGGUGGCAUCAGUGCUGGUGGUGAGAUGGGUGGUAUUGACCUCAACUGUAAGGAGCAUGUGUCAGACAGCGAGACCGACAGUCAGACAGAGGAAGACACUCUCAUCGAGAACAAGGCGUUCCCCCAACAGCGCUUCUCUCCAGUCAUGAAGAACAUCACCCCUGCAGACAUCGCUUACCGCCCCAAACCCAUUCGCCGCAUGCCUGAUCCUCAGAUGGAGAUGGAUGUGAGCUCCCCCAUCAACAAGCAGCUGGCGGAAGGGCUGCUGAUGCCGCGACCCUCCAGCACUGGCUCCAGCUUUCAGCCGAAGGGAGCCGUGUUUAAAGCCAAGUCACGCGAUGGGCGACUUAUGUCUGCCAGUUCUCUGGACAUGCUGACCGAAGCCCGUGACGAUGAGGGCAUGUACAGCACUAGUUCGCGUAUGCCGGGUACACAGCAGCAGACGGUCAAACUUGGUCAGAUGAAGAUCCACAACAUUACAAUGACCCAGGACAAGCAGCAGUUUAUUGUGUCCUCCAACAUGCAGACCACUCUCGGCAAGCAGAAUGGGCGGGGGCCGGUGAUGGGGAAGAUAACUCAGAAGUCGCGAGCCGCUAAACCCAUGCCUCAGAGUCCUCUAUCAUAUUCUCCAAGCCAGGCUUCCCCUGUUUCCUCACACCACGUCGCCCGGCCCCCCACAGCCAGUACAGUCCAGUUCCCUGCCAUGCCGCAGGUGAUGGUAACUCAUGCUGGUCAUCAUGUUGGUGGAAGUGUGGCUCCAACGUUUUCCACAACGGACAAACCCAUCACUACUCCCAUCCCCAUUGCCUCAAAGCCUAUUCACAAUUUACCACAGACAACAUCAUCUAAAACUGCCUCCGUUAACAAUGUGUGUAUCCCCCAACAGACUCUUUUGACCGGCAACAAUUCUAAUGGCAGCAUGAAAAACGUGAGCACAAUUCUGUUACAGAGCAUUCCAAGCAGCCCAUAUGGCAUGACAAUUCUCAACUCCCCAACUGUUAGUGCUGUCACGGCCAAUAAACUCAACAAUAGUGCUAAUGUGCAAACUUCGGUCAACUCGGGUGCAUAUGUUACAACGCUACGCAACAUUGCCCCGCCCCAGAGUGUGCAGCCGCCGCAGCAACAAGUGCAAAACCUGGCUUCCCCAGCAUUGCUGACUAAUGUGCUACUUAAGACCAACCAGUCCAGUCCUGGCACUGCCACCAUGGCCAUCCAGCAGCCCCAGACCCCCACACAGCCCACCCUGCAGCCCACACAUGUUCAGUAUAUCCUACCGUCAGUGCGAGUGCAGCCCGCUCCUCCGGGGGGCAAGGUCCAGAACGUUCUGCAGAUGGCUCUGCCAGGAGGUGCUGUGCAGCAGAACAUUGUCGCUGUGGCCAGCAAUAAUGUGGCCCCGCCUGCACAGGUUCAGACCAGCAACUUCCAGAUCAGCACAGCACCUGGAGGGCUUCGUAUGACAAACUCACCUCAAAGCAAGGUCAUGCCACAGCAACAAACACAGACUUUGAUGGCAGCACCCAAACAGCACCCUCAGCAAGCGAAGGCUGUUGCCAUGGUUACACAACUAGUGACUGUUAAUCCGUCGCCUGCAGUGCUGGCGACAUCCCCACAUCACGUACAGCUGGGUCAGCCCGUAGUGUCACUCACUGUGGCUCAUCCCUCGGUGCAGCAUCAGAUGCAGCCCACCCAGUCACAGAGUGUCAUAUCACAGCAACUACAGCAACAGCAGCAGCAACAGCGCAUUCUCUUGCCUUCUACACAGAAAAUUGCAUACGUCCAGCAAGGGACGGGCAUAGCCGUGCCUGUGGCGACAACCCCCCCAGGGAACAAGGCUGAGGUGUCCCACGCAUACAUCCCAGCAGCUUACGUAGGCUCUGUGCCUCAGGUGAACCAGGGCAACGUACAACAGGUCCUGAUCCAGCCACAAGCAGUCCCAUCUCCAUCACUGGCCACCAGUCCAGCUCCCCCUGCCCAGCCAAACAUCGCCCCUAAACCUCAGCUGUCUGCGCACAAGACACAACAGAGUCCACCACAGGCACAGAGUUCCAUGUAUUAUGGUGUGAUGAACGUGCGGUCUUCCAGCUACAUCACUUUCCCAACCGAUGGGAAGGGAGAGAUUGGCUACAUCAGCAACCCCAACUUCCAGACUCGACCCACCAAGGUUAAGGCCACCCUUGCCAGCAUCCCUGUCGCCACAGAGAGCCUGCAGAGACCACCAGUCUCUCAAGGCCGCCAGGUGUCCGUCAGCUCUCCACGCCCCUCCCCCUCCCCAGGAUAUCACCUGUCUCCUAGUCCCAGCACCCCAAUACACUGCAGCCCUGCCCCCUCCCCUACUCCCAUCCACAGACCUCCCCCACCCCCUCAGCCAGUUAUGACACAGCCCCAAGUAGAGCCACAGCCACCACCUCCUCAGCCUCUGCAGUCAGCCAUGAGUCAAGGGCGGACAACUGUGGAUACCCGUGAGGUCACAUUUAGCUUUGACGUAAUGAAGGACUCAGACAGUGGGGAGAAACCUCAACGGGCCUGUAAAGGGAAAAAGUACAGUCAGCUCCGGGAGUCAGAGAUGAGGGUGAAGAGGAAGAAGCCAAGCCCCCUGUCUGACAUCCACGAGGACCAGGGGAUGCUGUCACAAGAGUCCUCCCCCCACGGAGACCCGAGUGAGGGGGAUCACCAGCCAAUGGAGGCCAUGUCCGAGACACAGUCGAGUCCUGCAGCAUCAGCGUCACCAGAAACACCGUCACAGCCGAAGGCCAAGCACAAGCCCCCUCCUCUGUCCGUCCCUCCACACGUACUGCAGACCUCCAGCGCCCCCAUGCCCUCGCCCAGCCUCAACAGUCCACGCAGGAGCUUCUUCAAGAAAACAGUGGACGACGGCAUGGACAAGUCCCUCAGGGUGCUGGAAACAGUGAACUUCGAGAGGAAGUUUGAGUCCCUGCCUCAGUUUGUGCCUGAAGAGACGGAGUCGAAGACUCCAAUCCCCCAGAGUCCCAGGGCCAUUAUCAAUGUCUACAGGAAGAGGAGGAAGGUCUCAGGACUCGUGAAAGGGGAUAUUGGGGAAACUGACAGUAACAAGUUCUCCAGUGAGUCGGAGACCACCACGCCCAAGACUCCUCACAGUGCCAGGUUUGAAGACACCAAGUUCUUUGGAUCCAACUUUAACCUGGACGCUUUGAAGGAUCCCGAUUUUGUGAACAAAAUGAGUGAGUGUUUGUUGGAGUAUGAGGAUUUGAACUCCCCCCGCACUCCAAAGACGCCGAGUUCCCCGGGUGCGUUCUCCAAUCGCAGACUGCUGGACCAGAGACGCCAGCUUGUGAUGCAGCUGUUUGAAGAACAAGGGCUGUUCCCUACAGCACAAGCUACAGCCGGCUUCCAGUCCAAGCACCAGGACAUCUUCCCAACCAAGGUCUGUCUCCAACUGAAGAUCCGAGAAGUCCGACAGAAAAUGAUGGCCCAGUCUGCCGCAGCUACCAAGGACUUUGAGGAGGGCCACGGCCCAUUGACCCCCAACACCCUGGAGGCACAGUUCAUGGCAGCAGUAGCUUCCUCCACGGCCACCACCUCCAGCUCCGCCACUGCCACUGGACCCAACCCCGUGUCCACCGCGGGCCAGAUGUACCCCCCCACUACCUACCCCUGAACUCAGCAGUGAGGGGCCACGUCUCAACAUGGAUUUCAACACUGGAAAAUGUUUGUUUGCUCAAACACGAAAUUAAAAAAAUCUAUUUUUGACUUUGAAGAGUGAGAGAACUGCUUUGUGCUUUGAAGUACGACCAAUUUGAGAGGUUCAUCGACUGGGUCUGCUUGUGAGUUGAGUGGGUUGAGCGAUGGUAUUUUGUCAGAUUUGCCUUUUGGAAAAGGAAGGUGUUGUGUAUAUCAACGAACAGUAAUAUCAAUUCAUUUCUGACUUUUUAGGAUGGAACUUUUUGUUUCACAAGGUGAAUGCAUGUAUUAGAGAGAGUUGAUAUGUAUUGGAAAUGUGCAAGACAUUUUACGCAUUUUAUUUGUGUUGUUGGAGUAAGUUCUGUUACACUUGUUAGUGAAAUGUGGUUUCACAAUGACAUUCUUCUUGUGGUUUUACCAUAGGAGGGAAAGUUGAAGACGUAAGAGGUGUGAACAUAUUUGAGACAAGAAACUAGAAGGUGAUGGCAUACCUUCACAAAUACUAAAAGACUUAGUCAUUUAGUAAUGUUUUAUUUGAAACGAUGUAUGCCUGUUUAUUUUCCUAUUUAAAUGUUGAAAAAACGUGCUUAUAAGUAGUGCUUUGAAGAACUUGCUUCAAAAUUCCUGGUAUUUAACGGAAUGAGAUGGUGAAUCAUUGUUGAGUUUGCUACUCCUGUGUUGCAAUAAAAAAUUUUCUUCCCACUGCUUCAACAAUAAAUUAUGUUCAGCCCUGUGAUAAGGCAUUGAUGCUUGGGGUUGGGAAAGUGUCGUUGAUGUGAUAUUCCGACAUGACGCGGGGUGUUGAUAUGGGCAAUAGGUGACACUAGUUAUACAACGUUUAUCAUGCAUUCUGGUAGUUGUACAGGACACAUUCUGUUUGCUAUACGGCAUGUUAGAUGUAAAUGCUUAUGAAAUGCAAGGGCGGAUCCAGCAUAUUUAAUGCUCUCUGUCAAUUUUACUGCCUACAACAUACUACAUUUUGUUUUCAAGGGGUGGGGGAGUGGGUGUGUGUAUGUGUCCGGACCCCCUGGACACCCCCACCCCCCAUCACCCCACCCCUCUGGAUCCACCUGUGACAUGUGCUGUUCACCAGCUUGUGGUAGUUGGCAUGGCUGUUCAUUGUUCCAGCCACCCACACAGGCCUUUGGUUGCAUUAAAUACAAUGCCCACCUGUUUCUGUAGAGUGUAUCGCUGCAUUUUUCUGCUGAACUCAUACAAAACAUAACAUGUUCCUUUCAAAUUUACUUUUAAGAAAUCUGAUUUACUUGUUAUGUGCCUGAAGGCAGUUUUCAUAACAUCUUGCUUCAGUGGAGAGUGUUAGUUACAAUAUAUGCGAGAGGUUUCUGUGCAGACAGUUGAUGUAGCAGAUUAUUACCUUUGUAUUUGCCUUCUUGGAUAUUCUAGAAAAGUUAGCAAAGCCAAUGGAAGUUUUUAAGAGAUAAACAAUACUGACAAUAUGGUAAUGACAGCUUCAGUCACAGAAGUAUGAUACAUCAUUUGUUGGUUAUUUAUGAUACAGGACUCUGCUUGAGCUAUAUGAUUUCUUUACUGUUUUUCUGGAAUAUAUUUGGUGAGGCUUGCAAUUUGUACAUUGGAGACGUGUUUGGCAGGUUCGCGUGAGGGGCAUUUCCAGCCACAAUGUGACUCCUGAUUUAUUGUGAAUGACGUUUUGGUAAAGUAUGGUGCUCACACAUGCUGAAUAAAUCAUGUUUUGAAAGCAUUGAAAGUCCAAAUUUGCACAGAUUACCUCUAGCAGAUUCAGUAAAGAAUUUGUACACUCAAAAACAAUGUGAAAGGAAUUUUGAUGUUGGUGGUUAUCUCUGAUACAAGGGAGACAACUCUAGAUGAACGUUUGGAAAGGAAUAUUUUUGCCUUUAAAUGUAGGCAGCGUGUUUUUAUAUGAAAUAUAUCUACCCAUUUCUAUUUUUGCACCAAGAAUGACUUAAGCACCUGUAUAUCAACUAAUCAGAGUGAACCAUGAUAUAAAUGUUGCUAAUUUUAUACUUGUCAGACCCUAAUGUCUUGGUGAAAUCACUUUUUUGUACCAUGGUAUCAUGGUAAAAUAUAUUGUUUGAAGUUCUUUAGAAAAAUAUUUAUGAAGUGUAUUCUUUGAAUUAAGACUCCAAAUGGCAUGGAAGUGUCAAAGACGAAGAUAUUAUUUGGCCCUCUCAGUUGAUCAAUAGGUCUCUGAAUGUCAUGGUUUAAUUUGUGUGCAUCUAUCAGGCCGAAAUAUUUAUUUAUUAGAAAUAAUUUAAUUAUGAGAUGAUAUACCAAAGAGGUGUGUUACCAAGACAUUCCGGUUGAUGUAUUUAUCCAGUAUAGCUUCACGGGGAUGUGAACAUAGGAAGAAACUGUGAUAGACUAGUUGGUUUACUUAAAUACUUGCUACUUUGUUACAUGUGUGUGAACAGUGGUUAGUUAAUGACAAUACUUUUUAAACAUUGUUGAUUUUGUUAAUAUGUACAUUUCUUGUAAAUACUUAUCUGUGUAAAAUAGAACACACGUCAUCUUGAUAGGUCAUUGUUAUUUGUUCUCAAGUUGAUCAAGAGUAAAACUCGAAGCAUUUAUGUCUGAAAUCUGAUUCUUUGUGUAACCGUGGAUACGGAGUCACGGUAUUCAACAUUGGACUCAAUCCCUUAGAGGACGUGAGAUUUGUGUUUUGAAGGAUCACAUUUUUCCAAAAGUGGCAGGUUGGCUUUGUCAGCUCAAUUAAUGCUCAUUUCCUUUGUAUGUCAACAUUUUUGUGAAAUCAAUUGUCAUUUUUCAAAAGUUAAUGUUUUAGUGCUUAUUUUAUAAUGUCCAAUGUUUUGAACUAAGAACUAGCAGCAGUGUUCCUCAAUGAAAUUGUUCGUUAUUGGCUAUCAAGUUAAAAAGUAUUUGUCCCCAUUUUUUCUUUAAAACUUUAGGAUGUUUGCCCUUCAUUUCAAGCAUGAAAAGACCUCUUUGUCUUUUUUCUGACAAUCGUUCAUUUCAAAGUGGUCCAUCUGUCAAAUUGUCCUGGAGAUCUGUAUAUUUUCAUGUCCGGUCACUUGCAUUUAUUAUCUGUCACAAGUCUAUCAUGUUUUGUAAAUUUGUCAUUUCAUUCCUUUGUUUUUAGAAAUAGCUUAGUUUCCCAUAAUGCACAAACGUUGCCAAUGUUUUACAAGAAACUCCUUGUAUUCUUUGAAUAUGUAUUUUAUACAGAUUUUGGCCUGAUGAGGCACAUUUUUUGGUUCCCAUUUUAUCAUGUCCUACAGGGACAACAGUGUUUUCUGAUAAGUAAAGUUUCUUUUUCUAAAUUAAUGAAAUAGGGAUAUUUCACAGAUGAUUAUGCUGGAGAUGUUAAAUAGCUCUUGAAGGCUCUUGAAAUAGUGAGGCAUCCUCAAAUUCAAAAUUCUAACACUACUUUGUGUACAUGCUCUGUUCAACACCGUUGAGGUUUAUAAGAAUGUUCUCUAAGAGAUGUAGAUGCUGGUAAAUGCCCUUGAGUGGAAGGAAUCCUAACAUCUCUCUUCCUCAUACUGUAUGUUUUAAAGUGAACUCGGUAUGUAUACAGUUUGUUAUGUACAUAGUGUAUAUGUUGGUUCUGGGGUCGCCACUAGGUGGCUCCAGAUGUCAAGGUCAGUGCAAGAUAAUAAACACAUUGAUUGUAUGAACUAUCAA
This is a messenger RNA of Haliotis rufescens (red abalone), 11243 nucleotides long. RefSeq names its product protein capicua homolog. The transcript has 18 exons. Gene Ontology annotation, molecular function: RNA polymerase II transcription regulatory region sequence-specific DNA binding; DNA-binding transcription factor activity, RNA polymerase II-specific. The record is from RefSeq and is a predicted model, not a curated record. Gene Ontology annotation, cellular component: nucleus. NCBI's taxonomy places the organism in Eukaryota, Metazoa, Mollusca, Gastropoda, Lepetellida, Haliotidae. The coding region runs from base 130 to 7578 and encodes 2482 amino acids. Gene Ontology annotation, biological process: regulation of transcription by RNA polymerase II.